GUCCAUCAUGGCGGCGCCCAGAGCUUCCACUUGCCUCCUGCUGAAUAAAGGCCUGAAGAGGAUCUUCUCUGGGAUUCAACCAACUGGGGUCCCUCAUUUGGGGAAUUACCUUGGUGCUCUCACAAGUUGGGUGAAGCUACAGGAAGAAUGCAGCUCUGUCCUAUUCAGCAUUGUCGACCUCCAUUCCCUCACAGUUCCGAGAGACCCGGCCGUCCUUCGUGCCAGCAUCCUAGACGUCACGGCCGCUCUUCUGGCCUGUGGCAUAAAUCCACAGAAGUGCAUCCUUUUCCAGCAGUCUCAGGUGCCUGAACAUGCAGAGCUCGGCUGGAUUCUGGGGUGCCUCACCAGCAUACCACGUCUGCAGCACUUUCCACAGUGGAAGGUGAAGAACACCAGCCAAAUGAACGAGGGGACGGCUGGCCUGUUCACGUAUCCCGUCCUUCAAGCGGCAGAUAUCCUUCUGUACAAGUCAACCCACGUCCCUGUCGGAGAAGAUCAAGUCCUCCACUUGGAGCUGACCCAAGAUCUUGCCCGUCGCUUCAACAAGAAAUACGGAGAGUUUUUUCCAGUGCCUGAAACCAUGUUGACUGAGACGAAGAAAGUGAGGUCCCUCCGCGAUCCCACCUCCAAGAUGUCAAAAUCCGAUCCUCAGAAGUGGGCCACGGUCCGCGUCACCGACGGCGUCUCCAAUCUCGUGACCAUUCACUCUGCCAUAACGGGGCUCAGCAUAGAGGAAUUGCCCACGUCUGAGGUGACCUACGACCCGGACUGCCGCCCCGGCGUCUCCAAUCUCGUGACCAUUCACUCUGCCAUAACGGGGCUCAGCAUAGAGGAAGUGGUGCGCCAGAGCACGGGCCUGGAUACCGCUCAUUACAAGACGGUGGUGGCCGAGGCAGUCAUCGAAAAACUUGCACCAAUCAGGAGCGAGUUCGAGAAACUCAGAGGAGACGGGGCUUACCUGGAGAAAGUGUUACAGGCCGGAGCAGAAAAGGCCAAAACUCUCGCUGCUCCAGUGUAUCAGGAAGUCAAAAGGCUGGUGGGGUUUCAUUAACCACAAGGGAAAGGCAGCCCGGAUCUUCUCGGGUUUUCUUUCAGCGAAUUUUGGUUGUCUUGACCCUACAGUCUUCCAGGAAGUCCUCUUCAUAAAAGUGGGGAAUAAGAAGCAGCCGUCUGGCUGAGUGGCCUCUUUCGCACUCAGAUCCUCGCAUGCAGC
Messenger RNA from Gekko japonicus, 1213 nucleotides. RefSeq names its product tryptophanyl tRNA synthetase 2, mitochondrial (gene WARS2). Lineage: Eukaryota; Metazoa; Chordata; Lepidosauria; Squamata; Gekkonidae. Gene Ontology annotation, biological process: mitochondrial tryptophanyl-tRNA aminoacylation. Gene Ontology annotation, cellular component: mitochondrion; mitochondrial matrix. The transcript is spliced from 7 exons. Bases 8 to 1051 code for a protein of 347 amino acids. The record is from RefSeq and is a predicted model, not a curated record. Gene Ontology annotation, molecular function: tryptophan-tRNA ligase activity; ATP binding.